Molecule: messenger RNA, 4125 nt
Organism: Thamnophis elegans (Western terrestrial garter snake)
Lineage: Eukaryota; Metazoa; Chordata; Lepidosauria; Squamata; Natricidae
Gene: VCL
Product: vinculin
Exons: 22
Coding region: 234-3662 (1142 amino acids)
Biological process (GO): cell adhesion
Cellular component (GO): actin cytoskeleton
Molecular function (GO): actin filament binding; structural molecule activity
Source: RefSeq, a predicted model, not a curated record
UGGGGUCAGGUCUGCGGAGCUGAGGGUUGAGCGAGGCGAAGCGAGGUUUCUUUUUUGAGGGGGAAGUCCCGGCUUGGCUGCAGCUCCCGAGCGCCCUCGGCUGCGGCUCCGUUCCCCCAAGUCCCACGCUUCUCCAAAGCGCCCAGCGCUCGGUCCCGGGCCAAGCGGCUCAGCCGUCGAAAGUUUUUUUUUUUUUUUGCCCGCUUCUCUUGGGCGCCGCUCUCCCUGCAGCCAUGCCGGUCUUCCACACCCGCACCAUCGAGAGCAUCCUGGAGCCGGUGGCCCAGCAGAUCUCCCACCUGGUCAUCAUGCACGAGGAGGGCGAGGUGGACGGCAAGGCCAUCCCGGACCUCAACGCCCCGGUGGCCGCCGUGCAAGCCGCCGUCAGCAACCUGGUCCGGGUGGGAAGAGAUACCGUUCAGACAACCGAAGACCAGAUUUUGAAGAGAGAUAUGCCACCAGCAUUCAUCAAAGUGGAAAAUGCUUGCACAAAACUUGUCCAGGCAGCUCAGAUGCUCCAAACGGAUCCUUAUUCGGUACCUGCUCGCGAUUACCUGAUCGAUGGAUCCCGAGGAAUCCUUUCAGGGACAUCGGAUUUACUUCUGACCUUUGAUGAAGCCGAGGUCCGUAGAAUCAUCCGUGUAUGCAAAGGAAUUCUAGAAUACCUCACUGUGGCUGAAGUGGUGGAGACAAUGGAAGACCUGGUGACAUACACGAAGAAUCUGGGACCAGGGAUGACCAAGAUGGCCAAGAUGAUUGACGAGCGGCAGCAAGAACUUACUCAUCAGGAGCACCGAGUCAUGCUGGUCAACUCCAUGAACACAGUGAAGGAGCUCCUCCCUGUCCUUAUUUCAGCAAUGAAGAUUUUUGUAACAACUAAAAACUCUCGGAGCCAGGGAAUCGAGGAAGCCUUGAAAAACCGCAAAUUUACAGUGGAGAAGAUGAGUACAGAAAUAAAUGAAAUAAUCCGUGUAUUGCAGCUGACUUCCUGGGAUGAAGAUGCUUGGGCCAGCAAGGACACGGAAGCCAUAAAGAGAGCUCUGGCUUUAAUCGAUUCCAAGAUGAACCAGGCCAAGGGAUGGCUCAGGGACCCCACUGCUCCAGCAGGUGACGCUGGUGAACAAGCCAUAAGGCAAAUCCUGGACGAAGCAGGAAAUGUUGGAGAAUUGUGUGCAGGCAAAGAACGCCGGGAGAUUCUAGGCACCUGCAAAAUGUUGGGCCAGCUGACGGAUCAACUAGCUGAUCUUCGGGCCAGGGGUCAAGGUGCCACCCCUCUCGCCAUGCAGAAAGCUCAGCAGAUCGCUCAAGGGCUGGACUUACUAACUGCAAAGGUGGAAAACGCAGCUCACAAGCUGGACGCGAUGACCAACUCUAAGCAGGCCAUAGCCAAGAAGAUUGACGCUGCUCAGAGCUGGCUGGCAGAUCCUAACGGGGGCAGCGAAGGAGCAGAACACAUCCGGGGCAUUAUGACAGAAGCCAGGAAAAUUGCAGAACUGUGUGAAGACCCCAAGGAGAGAGAUGACAUUUUGCGGUCCAUGGGAGAAAUCUCUGCUUUGACAGCUAAAUUGUCCGACCUUCGAAAACAUGGGAAAGGCGAUUCACCGGAAGCCCGGGCAUUAGCCAAACAAAUAGCGACAUCACUUCAGAAUUUGCAGUCCAAAACCAACAAGGCUGUUGCGAACAGCAGACCCGUCAAGCCGGCUGUUCAUCUGGAAGGCAAGAUUGAGCAAGCUCAAAGAUGGAUAGACAACCCUACGGUGGAUGAUCGGGGUGUAGGCCAGGCUGCCAUCCGGGGACUGGUGGCUGAAGGGCGCCGUCUUGCCAACGUCAUGAUGGGGCCCUACCGCCAGGACCUGCUUGCCAAGUGUGACCGGGUGGAGCAACUCGCUGUCCAGUUGGCUGAUUUGGCUGCAAGAGGAGAAGGUGACUCUCCGCAAGCCAGAGCUGUGGCUCUUCAGCUGCAGGAAUCACUGAAGGAUCUUAAAUCAAGGAUGCAAGAAGCUAUGACCCAGGAAGUGUCUGAAGUGUUCAGUGAUACCACAACCCCAAUCAAGCUGUUGGCCGUAGCAGCCACUGCUCCUCCAGAUGCACCUAACAGGGAUGAGGUCUUUGAUGAAAGGGCAGCCAACUUUGAGAAUCACGCAGCGAGGCUGGGGGCCACGGCAGAAAAGGCGGCUGCCGUUGGAACAGCCAACAAAAGCACCGUGGAAGGCAUCCAAGCGACCGUGAAGUCAGCAAGAGAACUGACGCCUCAGGUGGUGUCUGCUGCUCGGAUCCUCCUGAGGAAUCCUGGAAAUCAAGCGGCUUAUGAACAUUUUGAGACCAUGAAGAACCAAUGGAUCGACAAUGUGGAAAAAAUGACAGGAUUAGUAGACGAAGCCAUUGACACCAAGUCCCUCUUGGAUGCCUCUGAAGAAGCCAUUAAAAAAGACCUGGACAAAUGUAAAGUAGCAAUGGCCAAUGUUCAACCACAGAUGCUGGUGGCAGGGGCCACCAGCAUUGCCCGGCGAGCUAACCGCAUCCUGCUGGUGGCAAAGAAAGAGGUGGAAAACUCAGAAGAUCCUAAAUUCCGUGAAGCGAUUAAAGCCGCCUCAGAUGACCUGAGCAAGACCAUUUCGCCGAUGGUGAUGGAUGCAAAAGCCGUGGCAGGCAACAUUUCUGACCCUGGUUUGCAGAAGAACUUUUUUGACUCUGGAUACAGGAUUCUUGGAGCUGUAGCCAAAGUCCGAGAAGCCUUCCAGCCCCAGGAGCCAGAUUUUCCCCCUCCUCCUCCUGACCUUGAGCAACUCCACCUCACUGAUGAACAUGCUCCUCCAAAGCCCCCCCUGCCUGAAGGGGAGGUCCCUCCUCCUCGCCCCCCACCCCCCGAAGAGAAGGAUGAAGAGUUCCCGGAACAGAAGGCUGGUGAGGUGCUUAACCAACCCAUGAUGAUGGCUGCCAGGCAGCUCCACGAUGAAGCCAGAAAAUGGUCCAGCAAGCCUGAAGUGACCAGUGGGGGUAAGGAAGCCCCUGCUGAGGCUAGCCUAGGUGUAGCCCGGGAGGAGGCGGAGGAGGAGGAAGCAGAAGCUGAAUUCACCCUCCCCUCCGACAUGGAAGACGAUUACGAGCCUGAGCUGCUGCUCAUGCCAACCAACCAGCUUGUUAACCAGCCAAUUCUAGCCGCUGCUCAGUCUCUGCACCGGGAAGCAACCAAGUGGUCCAGUAAGGGAAAUGACAUCAUUGCCGCCGCCAAGCGCAUGGCCUUGCUGAUGGCCGAGAUGUCCCGCUUGGUGAGAGGUGCCAGCGGAAACAAGCGGGCUCUCAUCCAGUGUGCGAAAGAUAUCGCCAAAGCAUCUGAUGAAGUGACCCGUCUGGCUAAAGAGGUGGCCAAACAGUGCACGGACAAGAGGAUCCGAACAAACCUCCUGCAGGUUUGUGAACGAAUCCCAACCAUCAGUACUCAGCUGAAAAUCCUGUCCACUGUCAAAGCAACCAUGUUGGGCCGGACCAGUAUCAGCGAUGAGGAGUCUGAGCAGGCCACUGAGAUGUUGGUCCACAAUGCCCAGAACCUCAUGCAGUCUGUCAAGGAAACUGUCCGAGAGGCUGAAGCAGCUUCUAUUAAGAUCCGAACGGAUGCUGGAUUCACCUUACGCUGGGUUAGGAAGACCCCAUGGUACCAGUAGAGAGCACGGCUCCUCCCUCUGAGCAUUGUUUUUUUUUCCCCACGAGAACCCCCCCCCCUUCUGCAAACCACCAGAAGGAGCUGCUGAGGUUGGCUCAGGAGUCUCCUGAAGCGCCAUCCUGAGGGUUUGUAAUAGUGCGCUGGGCUGCUUUGGGUAUCUAAUCUCACUUUAGCUUAUUUCCAGACUUUUCCCUUCUCUUGCUUUUGAUUUAUUUUUAUUAUUUUUAGGAACACUAUUUUAAUCCGGUUCUUCUCUCCUCUACCUCUGUCAUGAUUGUGUUUUCUAUGCAACACACCAGUUUUGUUGUAGCAUAAUUUGAAAAUCUGGGCCAUCUUUGUUGGCUUAGUUGGUCAUUGUGAGGGACAAUCAGGAAAACCAAUAGUUGGGAUUUUCAGUUUUUUGCUGUUGGAUUAUUAUUAUUAUUUGGAUGAGAAGAUGAUAAAUUUAAUUUUAUCCUAUCCAA